AGUGGACGUUGCGGGGCGGAAGUGGACGCUGUUGUGAGCGGAGCGCGCGCGAGACAGAGUCAGUGGCCUAUUGUGGCAGGAUGCUGGGCAGACCCAGACCAGGUGAGUCGGAGGACGACCUCCUUCGUUUCCAACAAGAGUUCCUGAGAUCAGGAGCCUCUCCCGCUGUCACUGUGGUAAAGAAAGCAGACAAGAGGAAAGUGGAGUCAGAAAAUGUGGCCAGUGACGGAAAACGGAAUGAAGAGCAAAGGGACAAGGUCACUCUGGAAGGUCUUCCUGACCUCCCCCCGACCUUACAGCCAGCUCCCCCGAAAAAGUCUCGCCUCAAGCCGUGGAAAGUGCAGUUCGAGGAGGAUAUUGAGGCAUCGAUGGAACAGCAGGACCAGCACAUCAUGGCCGUCCUGCCUAAAGUUAUCGAAAGAGACACGAGCAACAUGCCCAUUUCCUUCCCUUUGUCCACAGGGCUAGCCUUCCCCAAGGUGUUCCACCGCUCGGAAAUGCAGAGCGAGGUACCUGGUGACUUUAAAGAGGCACAGCCGCCUUCAGGAAAGAAAAGCAUCUUCGCUCAGAAAUUUGCAGCAAACAAAGCAGCUGAGCAGGCAAGGACUGCACCUGGUCCCUGCCCCACUCCCCAGGGCAAUAGAGGGCAGAGGGCAAGUGGGUCCUGUCUUACAGGCAUCAGCCAGGAGAUACGGGCAAAUCGCAACUCGCCAGCCUCGGGUGGACAGAGAUAUGAAGCUGGAAAGGGAGCAGGCGGUAGAAUGAUUUCCCAGGAAGCGCAGAGCAUUCAUACCGAGAACGUGGCCAGGCUGCAGGCCAUGUCUGAAGAGGAGAUCGAGCAGGAACGGAAAAACCUGCUGAUGAGGCUGGACCCAGGAUUAGUUGCUUUCCUGAAAUCCAGGAAAUCGGGGAGAGAAACAGCGAGAGGGACUGAGGAUGAAAUGGAAAUAACCAGGACAGAACAGGAGCAAUCUCAGUCUAAAGCACAGCCGAGCCCAGACGAGGAAGAGCCAAAGGAUGUGAGAGUGACAGAGGACAACCUUCCCUUCAAGCCUGAGAAGAACUGGGUCCAUAUGCAUGUGCCGGAGCCCGAGAAGCUGGAAUGGAUGAAGGAUCUGCCCAAACCCAGGAAGCGGAAAACCAAGAAGGCGAUGCAGGCUCGCUUUAGUUUCCGUGGAGACUUAAUCCCCGCAGACACAGAUCUUCCUACUCACCUGGGAUUGCACCAUCACGGGCAAGAGCCGGAGGAAGCGGGGUACUCACUGCAGGAGCUGUUCCACUUGUCCCGCAGUCAGGUCAUCCAGCAGCGGACUCUAGCCCUUCAGACCCUGGCUCAUAUUGUCCAGAAGGCUAAAGAUGGCGUCUUCUCGUCCUCGAUCAAACCCAGCCUGCUGGCCAUCCUGCUGGACGCCGGCUUCCUCUUCCUGCUGCGGUUCUCGCUGGACGACAGCGCUGACAAUGUGAUCGCCGCCUGUGUCCAGGCCCUCAGGGCACUACUCGUGUCUCCUGGUGAUGAGGAAUAUCUUGAUCAGACGUUCUCAUGGUACCUGGGGGCAGGGACAUUUCCGCUACUGCCCAAUGAAGUGGAGGAAGAUGAUGAUGAUGAAGAGGAAGAGCUGAGGCCGACGGGGGACAAGCAGCCGCACAAACCUGUCUCCAAAGAUGAGAAAAAGCCUGAUCCAGAUGUGGCUCAUGUGGAUAUCAUUAAGGGUUUGCUGAAGAUGAAAGUUCUUCACCGUCUACGCUACAUCUUGGAGGUUGUCCGUCCCGUCCCCUCGGUGGUUACUGAAAUUUUCGACAUCUUGAUCCGAAUCGCGAGGCACUCCUCUGAAGCUUGCAGUCAGAUUGUUGAGUGCCCGCGACUGAUGGAGACCAUCGUCAGGGAGUUCUUGCCGGCCACCUGGUCAGUACCUGCUCUUGAGGAGGGACAGAUGGUGGACAGCAUUUAUGGGCUGCCUUCAGCGGCUGCCAUGAAACUGCUCCGUGUCCUGGCUUCAGCUGGUCGCCAUAUGUCAGCUAUUCUGCUGAAUAAAUACAAGCUGAAGGGAAGGAUUGGACGGUUUCUGGCUGAGGAUCCUGGAGACCUGGCCCUGGAGGAGGGAGACUCCUGCUGGCUCUGCACUGAGGCUCUGCGGCUCUGGGCUGUCGCUGCCAGCUAUGCACAGGCCUGUGACCUGUACAAAGAUCUGUAUCCGGUGCUGGUGAAGAUCCUACAGAAGUUGCCAAGCUUAGUCGCCCCAUCGGCGAGAGGGGAUGCUCUACGCAACUGUUCCUCGCAGAGAGCCGAGGCCCUGGUCAUCCUGCUAGUCAACGUCACCAACACAGCAGGCUGCUCUGCGGACCUCCAUGCACAGCUCACCUGCAGUGUCGAGGACAAGACUGAACAUAUUCCUCCUCCUCCGGUCAACUGGAGCCAUGUCGCUGGGAUCAAGCCCUUCCUGCUGGCCUGUCUGAAGAGCUGCCUCAGAGACAUCAGCUGUUCAGAGAUAUGGGGAGCCAAGAGGCAACUGACCUCCACCUACAUGAUCUACCUGGCAGCCUAUUACAGCAAGCUUCCCCAACAGCCCUCCUACAGGCCGGUGGAGUGUUUGGAAGAACUGGAGACGUUCUCCUCUGAGGUCCUGUUGCCGUUGCUUAAGCUGCCGGCAGUGCAGAACAUGUUUGAGGAUCUCAUCUCCUGCUCGGCCCUGUGCAAUCCCACGUCUUGCUCUCCGGGCCCCGAGACUAUCUACAGUCUUGUGUCACUGAGCUGCGCUGGUGGCAAGCCGCCCCUCAGCCUACUCGGGGCUCGAUCCCCCUUCUCCUUUCUGACGGCAUUGCUCUGUUUAAUAAAUAGCAUCUGCAGCGCCCACAAAGGCUUGGUACAACAGUUCUCUGUUGUCCUGCAAAGCAAAGCCUUGAGGGAUUACUUGAAUCGCAGCAGCAAAGGGACACCGCCGGUGACCCACGCCUCUGCCUGGCUCUUACGGCACGAGUUCCACUUCCAGUUCCAGGUUCUCAAACUGGCCUCCAAGGUGAUUGCUGUGGAUUGUGGGCUUUCCCUUCACGCUCCGCUCUAUCACUAUGUGACCAUGACACUGCUGAGCCGGCUGCUGCCUGGCAGCGAGCACUUGGCACACGAGCUCCUGUCAGGCCUGGCUUUCAACCAAGACCUGAUCCCGGAAGGGAAGUCUGGCGGGCCCGAAGCGGAGGACCUGCGCUGUAUCCUUCGGCUCGGGACAGACCAGGACCCUGGAGCGAGCGCUCAUCCCAGCCCCACCCGAGGGACACUGCUGGCCGAAGCCUUCAAGCAGCUACCCAGCAUCCGGGCCGGCUACCUGGCUCAGCUGGCCCAGCUGCGGCCUGCACUGCUGCAGUCGCAGGCCUGCUAUAAGGGCAACACCCACUCGGUCAGCUCCCUGCUGCUGCCUGAGAUGACGGGUCCUCUCCUGCCGGCCGACUGGGCCUUCCUGCCGCUGAUCACCCUGUACGAGCGAGCCAGCCGGGAGGAGCUGAGAGGUCAGUUGGUGGGCUCGCUGCCCCCAGGUCUGGUGGCCGGAGUGACCGGCUGCCUGCAGUGGCUGCUGCUCCUGGAGACCUGGCGGGACGGCCUCCUGCGGAGCUUGGCUCCGGCCGCCAAACUGGCCCGGCUCACGUGCGUCUUCCUGACGGGCAGCGACCUGUUCCUGGAGCGCCCGGUGCACGAUUACCUGUCGGCCCUGCUGGCCACCUUCUGCCAGCCCAGCCGCAUGGCCGCCCUGGACCUUGGCGUCCCGCUGCCCGGCCUCAGCUCCUUCUACGACCUGUACGUGGAUCUCCUCCAGCAGUUCGAGAGCGUCUCGUUCGGCGAUCACCUCUUCGGCUGCUUCCUGCUGCUCCCGCUGCAGAGGAGGUUCAGCGUCCAGUUGCGGGAAGCCGUCUUCGGGGAACAUGUCGGGGUUCUGCGAGCCCUGGGAGUCCCGCUGAACCGGCUGCCUGUGCCCCUGGAGGCCUACACACGGCCCACAGAGGGGUCCCUGGGGCUGCUCCGACAGUACUUCAAGACCCUGGUGACCGGAACCCUGCGUCUCAACUGGUGCCCUGUACUCUACGCGGUGGCUGUCGCUCACGUUAACGGUUUCAUCUUUUCCCAGGAGACUGUAGAUGAGGCCUUUGACGCUGCCAGGAGGAGCAUGCUUAGGAAGGCUUAUUUAUUAACUGAUGAGGCCUUGAGAAAGCAUCUGCUUUACUACAAGCUGCCAAAUAUAGAGUCACGGUGUGGGUUUGACAUGUACGAGGACCUGCCUGCGAUAAGAGACAAGUGGAUGAGGAAAGUCCUGGGGGAGCGAGUUUAUCCGAGAGCCGGAGAGCAAGGAGUAUAGCGGCCUGCGACAGCUGUCUAGCCCCUGGAGUCGGACAUUUUGCUGUAACAUGGCAGCUUUCAUAACUCACUGAGCUGCGAGUAGGGCACCCAAGUCUGGAGAAGAUGAUGUCCAUUUUCAGUGGGGAUGGGGAGGGAGGGGGAGAUAGAACAUCAGAACACUUCAGACUUGCCCAUUGACUGAACUGAUCCGAAUAAUAUUUUUACACAUGAGAGCUCCGCAUUUUAAAACCAAUGUUGUCGUUCAUUGGUACCUGUGGAGGGAGCCAUGAUGGUGGGUUAGCUAAACUGGUUGUCCAGUUCACAGUGAACAUAAUGUCCUGUCUGGGGACUGAAGACCUCUUGUGUGAUCUCCUCCUCUGACCGCCCGCAAAUCCUAUUCCACUGAGAUUUUCAAAGAGCUCCUUGAAACCAGGUCUCUGACUGAUCUUUAAAAGCCUUUCCGAGAGAGCUGUUUGACAGGAGCUGAGCCUGACCUGAGUGAGCUGUCAAGAGACCGCUCCCUAUUGAUUUUCCAGGAGAGACUUUCCAACCACACUGUGCGAGGGACGGGAAGCCUUUGAGAGUGCUGAAGAUGUAUCGACCGAGACGCCCUCUUGGAGUGACUGUUGAUCCUCCCAGUGUGGCUUGCUGUGCACUCAGAGGUGGCAGCUCAUGUACUUGUCUCAUCCUGGGUGGUCUAGUUGCAACUGAAAUCUUACAGCAGUUUGUGCUGCUGGGGGUGGUGGUGUCAGGGGCUUGGACAUAAUAAACACGCAAUGGAUUGUAAAA
Molecule: messenger RNA, 5110 nt
Organism: Callorhinchus milii (elephant shark)
Lineage: Eukaryota; Metazoa; Chordata; Chondrichthyes; Chimaeriformes; Callorhinchidae
Gene: rpap1
Product: RNA polymerase II associated protein 1
Exons: 25
Coding region: 81-4340 (1419 amino acids)
Biological process (GO): transcription by RNA polymerase II
Cellular component (GO): nucleus
Source: RefSeq, a predicted model, not a curated record